Molecule: messenger RNA, 1591 nt
Organism: Cricetulus griseus (Chinese hamster)
Lineage: Eukaryota; Metazoa; Chordata; Mammalia; Rodentia; Cricetidae
Source: RefSeq, a predicted model, not a curated record
CCAGACCCAGCUUGUGCAAAAGAGGGAGCUAGGAGGCGCCACGCCGGGCAUCAUGGUUCGCCUGUUGGCCUCGGAAGUUCAGCAGCUUCUCCACAACAAGUAUGUGGUCGUCCUUGGGGACUCUGUGCAUAGGGCGGUGUACAAGGACCUGGUGCUCCUGCUGCAGAAGGAUUGCCUGCUCACUCACAAGCAGCUCAGAACCAAGGGGGAGUUGACAUUUGAAAAAGACCAGCUGAUGAAGGGAGGCGAGCUGGAUACCCUACACAACCGCACCGACUACCGCGAGGUUCGCGAGUUCUGUUCCGACCAUCAUCUGGUGCGCUUCUAUUUCCUCACGCGUGUCUAUUCGGAGUACAUGGAGACAGUCCUAGAGGAGCUGCAGUCUGGCACGCAUGCCCCAGAUGUGAUCAUAAUGAACUCUUGCCUCUGGGAUGUCUCCAGGUAUGGGCGGAAUUCCUUGAGUAGCUACAGGCAGAACCUGGAGAGCCUGUUCGGGCGCAUGGACCAGGUACUGCCCAAGUCAUGCCUGCUAGUGUGGAACACGGCCAUGCCUUUGGGUGACAAGAUCAAGGCAGCCUUCCUCCCACAGAAAUGUAAGGGCCAGUACCGGAUCUCGGUAGCCACCCUGAAAAAAAGAGUGAGCCAAGCCAACUUCUACAGCCAUGCCGAAGCAACAAAGCGCUGCUUCGAUGUGCUGGACUUAAAUUUCCACUUCCGUCAAGCCAAGAAGCACCUGCAGGGGGAUGGGGUGCACUGGAAUGAGCAUGCACACCGUAGACUCUCUUACCUGCUGCUGGCCCACAUGGCCGAUGCCUGGGGGGUGGAGUUGCCCCAUCGAGACCCGUGGAGGCCUGAUCCUGUGGCAUGGGAAAGUCCAGGCCUGGUAGAGGAAUGGCACCCCCAGGCCAAUAGAGGUCCUCAGGCCUUUGCCCAGGCUCCACCCAUGCCUCUUCCCAGGCCACGCCCUCUAUUCCCACCUCCUGGCUUGCCCUUAAGGCCCCCACCCCUACUGUCGUGUCCCCUACCCCCGCCUCAGGCAACACCCCCAUUACCACUAUAUCCACAAGAUACCUAUUUUUCCUCAGACCAUGUUUUCCAUUCAGAUGAAUUCUAUAUUCAUUCUGAAGGCCCUUCACCUCCCCACACAGGAUAUACCUUCGAGGGUGACUUUAGUUUUUAUCCCCAGCCACCCGUUCCCAACUUCCGCCCACCCUGUCACCAGCGCCAGGCCCCUGUAGUGCACAGGGGCUUCCCAAGGCGUUUUGCUCAUGGCCCCUAUACACCCUGGAGAGAGAGGCCCAGGCGACCACAAAGACAUGCCCCACCCUGCCUAGAGUCAAGGCCUCAAUAGUCUGACUUAAACCCCUUUACCUCUGGAUGGGGCCUUGUGAUGCCUGACUUUCCCUUUCAUUGUCACUGUCUACACACACUGACCUUGCUAAUUUAAGCCUAGCUAGCCCCCAUCUUGAACUUCUCUUUGUUGACUGCUGUUAGAAACAAAGAAGAGCAAACUGGCCCACUCCUACUGCCUGAGGAGGUCUCUUCCCCCUGAGUGACCAAGCAAGCCUUCUUUACUACCUCCCCCCCUCGC